This is a messenger RNA of Armigeres subalbatus, 1394 nucleotides long. RefSeq lists its product as uncharacterized. The transcript has 2 exons. NCBI's taxonomy places the organism in Eukaryota, Metazoa, Arthropoda, Insecta, Diptera, Culicidae. Gene Ontology annotation, molecular function: zinc ion binding. Gene Ontology annotation, cellular component: nucleus. Bases 121 to 1314 code for a protein of 397 amino acids. The record is from RefSeq and is a predicted model, not a curated record.
UGUUUUCUCAUCUUUUCCAGCUUUUCCCAACUUUACCAACGACGACGUUUAAAAUUAAGUUUUUUAUUAAAUUCAUCCAAAUUAUUAGCAAAAAUUGCCAUUUUUACAAAAUCAAAGAACAUGAAUUCGGAAGUUUUCGAGAAUGAAGCAUUCAACGAUGAUUUGAUCGAACUACCGAACGACAAUUUCGCCGCGUACUGCCGGUUGUGCUUCUCUAUCUCCCAGCUAGAACCACUUUUUACUUGCUAUCAGGAUGAAAACAUCCGGGACACCAGCAUCAUCGAAAUUUGCACCGGCAUCAAACUGAGCCCCGGGACGGAUAGUCCAUCGUCUAUUUGUUCCCAGUGUCGGAACAUGUUGGAGGAAUUUUUCAGCUUCCGAAAGUUGUGCCAGCGUGUGAAUCGUGUGUACCGGCGCAAGCGGAACGAAUUAGAAGUGGCCAGGAAGGCCGCUCAUCAUGGUGUUGUAGUUGAACCCCUUGCUAUCGAGUCGAGUGUUGUACCGGAGCAGAUACUUGUAGGACAGGAAGCUGCCUUGGAAGACAUUUCAGGUGGCUUACCUGCACCGAUUGAGGUAACGGACACGACAUGCGAGGUGCAGAUAGCCAAUGAACCAUCAGCCUUUGAGGCUUCUGUGGCCGAAUCCUUGGUUGUUCAUGAGCUCUCUGACGACGACGAUGAAGUGGAGUGCGUUGGUGUUAUGUCUUUGGAAGAGAGCCUCAUGCAACACGCAAACGCGAAGGAUGCGACUGAGUCGCUUCCGUUCAUUAGAAUGGAAAACGACAUGUUCCGUUGUAAGAUAUGUAGCGGAAUUUACCCAUCAUUUGUUAACCUGGCCAAACACUUUCUUGACUUCCACCCGGAGAAGGCGAGCUUGAUUCGUAGCAAAUCGAUGGUAACUUACUUCAAGGUAAAGCCUGGCACGCUACAGACCCGGAAAUACGACUCUCAGGUUCUCAUGAAGUGCGAUCUGUGUGACACGCUGCUGUCCAGCAGUCUCUCCGUGAAAAGGCACCGCUGGAGAUAUCAUGGUGCCUUUAAGAAUUGUCAAGAAAUUCCGUGCUCGGUGCCAUCUUGUAAGAGCUUCUUUAUGGAUACCUACGGACUGAAUCGGCAUUUGUGUAUUGUCCAUUUCAAUGGGGCUAAAACGGGUGCUACGGAAAACCCUUCAGCAUCGGAAACUGAUGGCGUCGAAGAAAAUGGGAACUUUACUAAUGGAAAUGAAGCAGUAUGCGUGCCCGAUAGUACGGAAGACACCCCGCAGAACAUGGACACCCCGAUGGAUGUGGUGUACUCCGAUCUCACCGAAGGCUAAGGUAGGCUACCGAUGAAAUUGACCUUAAUAUUGUUUCAUUUAGGAGAAACCCGAAAGUAAUAACCAAAAGAAAUUUAAAA